Molecule: messenger RNA, 1164 nt
Organism: Klebsormidium nitens
Lineage: Eukaryota; Viridiplantae; Streptophyta; Klebsormidiophyceae; Klebsormidiales; Klebsormidiaceae
Source: the annotation of a GenBank genome assembly
AUGGCUCCCAACAAGCGUCAUUCUAACGUCAGCAGGGGCGCUCUGCGGGCCGCGCUCGUGCUGCUUUUCUGCGUUGGGAUGGCUCCUGCGGUUUUUGCUGCGGGGAAUUGCAAGGCCUGCUACAAGGAGUCGCCCUUGGACGCCAAGGUCUGCUCCGACACUGGCACCGUCAGUGUGCGCGGCACCUCGGGCUCUGGUGACGCCACGUGCGAGAAAGGCACGUGCACUCUGACCUGCAGCUCCCCCAAGAAAGAGUUCAUCUCUGAGUCGCCGGUAUCCACUGUGACGACAGUUGUCAAGUGCGUGUGCGCUGCGGCCCCAAACCCGGCCCCCGGGGGCAACGGGGACCCUCAUUUUGACGGACCUGAAGGUAUCAAGUAUGACUUCCACGGAGAACAGGAUAAGGACUUUUGCCUCAUCACCGACGCUCGGUUCCAAAUGAACAGUCACUUCAUUGGACAGGAAACGGAACACACGGGCUUCACCGGAACCUGGAUGGACUCCUUCUUCCUCAUCUAUAGUACCGAAGAUGGCCAGACCGAACACACCGUCCACGUGGCGGUCGCUGAUACGCCCGACGUGUCUCUCGCCAGCAACCUCACAAUCGCCUUCGAUUCCAAGCCCAUUCUUCUGCACGAGCCCAGAAUCGCGGGCUCCGGAGAUGACACGUGGCGCGCAUCGGACGGCUCCUGCGCUCUCGAGCAUCUGAUGACGUCAGCCGCGACGGACGGCGUGCGUGUCAACAUCUCGGGUGUCGUGGACAUGACAAUCCAGGUCGCGUCACACAACUACCCCGACGGCCUCCACCUCGACUUCUCCAUUAACGCCCUGCGCAUGACGUCAUCAGUGCACGGAGUCCUGGGCCAGAUGUUCAAGAGCGGCAAGCCUCAGCAGUUCCAGGCCGCAGGCCACGUGGGCGACAACGGCGAGGGCAUCGUCGAUGGUACGUACCGGGACUACCAGACGUCCGACCUGGCUUCACCGGACUGCAAGUUUUCCCAGUACGUCCGCACCUUCGAAACGCCCAGUACGGACCAACCGGGCUCUCGGAACGCGGCUUCGUCCCGCAAGCUGCUCAGCGCCGACGCGCAAACCCUGAGCGUCAGCGGCGGCUUCGCGUGCCGCCACGUGGCGGACGGCGGGCUGCUGUGCGCGGGGGUUUAG